This is a messenger RNA of Macrosiphum euphorbiae (potato aphid), 1737 nucleotides long. The record is from the annotation of a GenBank genome assembly. Lineage: Eukaryota; Metazoa; Arthropoda; Insecta; Hemiptera; Aphididae.
AUGAGUGUGGCAAAGAAAAGAAAAAUAGUAGACGAAAAUAGAAAGUACAGUGAGGAGUGGGAAGAAAAGUACUUUUUUAUAAUUCAAAACACAAAAUUAAUGUGUUUGAUUUGCCGAGAAACAGUAGCUGUAUUUAAAGAAUAUAAUGUUAAAAGGCAUUAUGAAACAAAACAUAAUGAUUAUUUGAAAUUUAGUAGUGAAGUGAAACAAUCGAAGCUCAGGGAAUUUACGUCACAAUUAAAAACUCAACAAAAAAUGUUUAGUUCAGCAUUACAGCAACCAUCUAAUAUCGUUAAAGCAAGUUAUUCUGUCUCAUUUUUGAUUGCAAAAAAAAUGAAAAAAUUUUCAGAUGGUGAAUUUGUGAAAGAAUGUUUGGAAGCUGUAGCAAAGGAUAUUUUACCUGAUAAAAAUAAACUUUUUUCGAAUAUAAGUUUAUCCCGACAAACAGUAUGUCGUCGAAUUAAUGACAUUUCAAACGAAAUUAUUGUAAAACUACGCGAUCGAAUUCAAGAUUUUAAAUAUUUUUCUAUUGCAUUUGACGAAAGUACAGAUAUAUCAGAUACAGCUCAACUUGUAAUAUUCGUUCGCGGAGUAAAUGAAUCAUUUCAAAUAACUGAAGAAAUGUUAAAAUUGAUAAGUUUGAAAGGAACUACAAAAGGUGAAGAUAUUUUUCACGCUGUUGAAAACAGUUUAUGCGAAAACAAUUUGGAUUUGGAAAUUAUUUCUGGAAUAUCAACUGAUGGUGCACCUGCUAUGGUUGGCAAAGAAAAAGGAGCUAUAAAACUACUGAUCGAUAAAAUAGAAUCUACCAGAAAAACUAAUAAUUUCUGGAAAAGAGAUGAUUUAUUUAUAAUCCAUUGUUUGAUUCAUCAACAAAAUUUAUGUUCUCAAGUAUUAUCGAUGAACCAUGUUAUGCAAGUAGUUAUAAAAACAGUGAAUUACAUUCGAUCACAUGCGCUUCCCCACCGACAAUUUAAGGAGUUCCUGAAAGAAUUGGAUUCAGAAUAUGGUGACGUAGUAUAUUUCAGUCAUGUCAGAUGGUUAAGUCGUGGAAAAUGUUUAAAGCGAUUUUAUGAGUUACGUCAUGAAAUUGACUUGUUUAUGAAUGAUAAACAAAAACCAGUAUUAGAAUUAAGUAAUGAUGAAUGGUUAUUAGAUUUAUGCUUUUUAGUGGAUAUUAAGAAAUUGUUGUUAUUUGAAUUUCAAUUAAAAAAUAAUAACGUUCAACACUUUCCAUUGCUAAACGAAUUGAAAAAUUCCAAACAUAUCGAUAGCAUAAAAUAUGCACAAGAAAUAAGGAAACUUAUAGCUGCUUUUGAAAGUCGUUUCACUAAUUUAGACAAAUACAAGAAAAUAUUUGAAGUAUAUUCAUCUCCUUUUCAUACGGAUGUCAAUUCGGCCCCAGAAUAUCUUCAGAUGGAACUCAUUGACUUACAAUGCAAUAAUGAAUUAAAACACAUUUUUGAAACAUCAAAAUCAAAAAUAGAUUUUUAUAAUAUUAAUAUCACAAAAGAACAUUUUCCCAAUUUGAGAAAUCUGGCACAAAAAGUUGUGAGUGCUUUUGGAUCGACUUACACUUGUGAAUCGUUUUUUUCGAAAAUGAAAUUCGCCAAAGAUAAAUCACGCACAAACCUAACAGAUGAAAACCUGCAACAUCAAUUACGGUGUGCAAAUACAAGUAUUUCUAUUGAUUUGAAAAAGCUUAGUGAACGAGUUGAGAAACAAAUAUCUCACUAA